This is a messenger RNA of Hyaloscypha bicolor E, 1596 nucleotides long. Its product is annotated as general substrate transporter. The record is from RefSeq and is a predicted model, not a curated record. Bases 1 to 1596 code for a protein of 531 amino acids. Gene Ontology annotation, molecular function: carbohydrate:proton symporter activity. NCBI's taxonomy places the organism in Eukaryota, Fungi, Ascomycota, Leotiomycetes, Helotiales, Hyaloscyphaceae. The transcript has 8 exons. Gene Ontology annotation, cellular component: membrane. Gene Ontology annotation, biological process: carbohydrate transport; transmembrane transport.
AUGGAGAAAACACCGGCAGAAGACUCUGUCGGCCGAACCUACCGAGAGGACUCAGAUGGCCUCGCGUACAGCUACGAACAUGUCGCCGGGCUUGACGUACCAGCCGUCACCUGGUGGAAGGACCCUGGUCUUCGAAAGCUCUACAUCAUGAUGCCAGUUCUGUUCCUCGGGUCCACAAUCAAUGGGUACGACGGAAGUCUUCUCAAUGGCCUCCAGACCAUGGUCCCAUGGCAGACCUACUUCGAUAAUCCCAGCGGAUCCAGACUUGGUCUCUUCACUGCGAUUCAGAAUAUUGGUGGGAUUUGUGCGUUGGGCUUCAGUAGCUAUGCCGCAGAUAUCUUCGGCCGACGAAUCGGCGUUUGCCUUGGACUUUUGAUUGUGUUUUUGGGCACUAUUCUCCAAGUUGUACCAACCAAAGAUCACGAGGGAAUGUUCAUCGGUGGCAGAUUCUUGGUAGGGUUGGGCUCGAACCUUGCACAAGGUUCUGCACCGUUGCUCAUCAUGGAGCUUGCCCAUCCGCAACACCGAGGUAAACUAACAACAAUGUACAACACAUUAUGGUAUGUUGGUGCCAUCAUUGCUGCUUGGACAGUUUUCGGUACUGUGAAAUACACUUCGGAUGCUGCGUGGCGGAUCCCUGUUGGAAUGCAAGCCGCCAUGCCAGUCAUCCAGUUCGCCUUGAUAUUCUGUCUACCAGAGAGUCCUCGAUGGCUUCUCUCAAAGGAUCGUCCUGACGAAGCGCUGGCUGUCUUGAUCAAAUACCAUGCAAAUGGAGACUCGACCAACCAUUUCGUCCAAUCCGAGUUUCAUGAAAUUCAAGAAACAAUCCGCCUAGAGAAGCUCAAUUCAAAACAUGGGUGGACAGUCUUCCUGAAGACUCCUGGCAAUCGCAAAAGGCUGCUCUUGAUCGCCCUGACCUCAUUCUUCUCGCAAUGCUCUGGCAAUGGCCUAGCCUCGUAUUACCUCCACGACAUACUGAACUCAGUUGGGAUCACUGGGUCCUACGACCAGUCACUCAUCAAUGGUGGACUCCAGAUCUGGUCAUUCCUUGUCGCGAUAUUCUUCUCGCUCUUCGUUGAUAAGAUUGGACGCAGAAUGCUUUUCAUGAUUGCUGCCGUGGGGAUGUUGAUCUCGUUCACCAUUCUGACCGCUUGUUCGGCCGUCUAUGCUCAGUCUGGGAACAACAGUGCUGGAAGCGCUGUGAUUGCGAUGAUCUUCCUCUUCUAUGGAGUGGCUGGUUUCGCGUGGCCGGGAUUGACCGUUGCUUAUUGUGCGGAGAUCCUACCGUUCAAUAUCAGAGCGAAAGGUCUUGCCAUCAACUUCGCAUUAACUGCGACGGCGUCUGUCUUCAAUCAAUAUGUGAACCCCAUCGGCCUUCAGCACCUUGCUUGGAAAUUCUAUUUCGUGUAUAUUGUCAUCCUCAUAAUCGAGUGUUUGUGUAUUUGGUUCCUGUUCGUCGAGACCAGGGGCCCGACUUUGGAGGAGAUCGCACGGCUUUUUGAUGGAGCAAGUGCAAACGUAUCUGGAAAGCAGGUCCUGGACAAAAAGUCGGAAUUGGCUAGAUCUGCCCAGAUUCAGCAUACUGAGGAACUAUGA